AUGGAGGGCAGCGCAGCGCCCAUCCCCACGUGGCUGGGCACGUGGCUUCUCCAUAUAAUCUCCCUUAAAGAAGAAACGCAGAGAAGAAAGAGAAGGCAACGGACAGGUUCUCCGAGAGUGGCCCGGGGAGUGUCCAUUGAGAGCACCUGCCUGUUGAGCGUCUUCCAGGCCAUCACCAUCAGCCCCCAGAACUCCAGGUGGGCGGCGCUUAAAGGGACGGCUGCGAGGCACAAGCAGAGGGUCCGGUACAUUCACGCCGCCAGUGUCUCCCCCAGGCCCUGCGCUGGCUCCAGAGCGACUCGGAGCAUCCUCGUUCUGGUGAGCACCUGUGUGUUCUGUCACGCCGUCUCCUCCGUUUGUCAAGUUUGUCAAGUUCUUUUAAAUAACCCCAGCCAGUCGCUGGUGACCACAUCGGCUCUCUUCUUCGCUGUAUGUUUUCCUACGCUCAGCCCCUUUGUGCUUACCAGCCGGGACCCCCGGGUGUUCAGGCCCAGCUUUGCCUGGGUAAGGAAUAAAAAAACCCCCUCAUCUUAGCAGAAA
Molecule: messenger RNA, 540 nt
Organism: Suricata suricatta (meerkat)
Lineage: Eukaryota; Metazoa; Chordata; Mammalia; Carnivora; Herpestidae
Product: vomeronasal type-1 receptor 4-like
Exons: 4
Coding region: 1-534 (177 amino acids)
Biological process (GO): G protein-coupled receptor signaling pathway
Cellular component (GO): membrane
Molecular function (GO): pheromone receptor activity
Source: RefSeq, a predicted model, not a curated record